CGACGACAGCUCGCCGAUUAUUUCGCGUUUUUCAAUCAGCACCGAUUGUCACUUUUUCAACAUCUUCCGCAGCCGACAGUGAAAUAACGCCAGCAAAAAUUGCCUUUUCGGUGUGUAUAGCGUCGCUAGUCAGCGUACACGUAAAAAUAGAUAGCGUUCGGUGGAUUUGCGGUCGCCAUCGACUAUUAUCGCUCGCCGGAAAGAAAACGCUAUGCGAAAAUAAUUCGCAAACCUCUCCCCUUCGCGUGUUCACUUUGACACAUUCGGGAAAAAAAAUCCGACCCGUUCUUCUGUUGUUGCUUAGUGGUCUACUGAUUCGGAGGAAAUUUUCGGUGGCACCGAAGGAGCUGUUAGUAGGAUUGCGUUUGAAAAGUAUAAGUUUUACUUGUUUGGUAAAUUCUUAUCGUAGUAAGGUAGAGAAUGGCAUCACCGCUGGAACACUACGUGAAUCAUGUCCGCACAAUGAGCAGUGCUGGAAAUUUCCGAGAAUUAGUUGAGUACUUGCUGGAAUCAACGGAGCUGCUGGCAAAAAACGGAAACAUUUUGGACAAUGUGUUAGAAACGCUUGAUAUUCAACAACACUCGCUCGGUGUGCUGUUCGUGCUGGUGAUCAAAUUUAGCGAACCGAUCAAUCACGACGAUACCGAGAAUGUGCUACGGGUUGUGAGAGAGUUUAUUACGCUUUGCAACGGGGAACAAGUCCGAUUCGCCACACAACCAUAUUUUGAGCUUUGCCACCAGUUCACUUCGGCCCUGGCAAAGAACAAGCAGUACACCAUUCAGGGAAUCCAGGUGCUAGCUUUGGCAGUAGAGAAAAUCCGACUUUUCGACACUCAACUUACCCCCGUCCAUGCCGAUCUGUGUCAGCUGUGUCUGUGCGCGAAGGUAUUCAGCCCGGCGUUACGAUUCCUGGACACGGAUGUCACGGCGAUUGCCAACACCGAGGACAGCAACCACGACACGAAGUACUUUCUGCUGUAUUACUACUACGGUGGAAUGUUGUACGCCACAGUCAAAAACUACGAACGGGCCCUGUACUUUUUCGAAGUAGCAGUCUCAACGCCGGCACUCGCCAUGUCACACAUUAUGCUGGAAUCGUACAAAAAGUACAUACUCGUUUCGCUAAUACUGCACGGGAAAGUAGUUCCCAUACCGAAAUAUUCCUCACAAGUCAUCUCGCGGUUUAUGAAACCGUUGAGUCACGCCUACCAUGACCUGUCCAGUGCGUACAACAGUUCCAACAGCGACGAGGUGCGGAUCGUGGUCAACAAGUACCGGGAUUCGUUUAUCCGGGACACGAAUAUGGGCCUGGUGAAGCAGGUUGUUUCGUCGUUGUACAAGAAAAACAUACAACGUCUGACGAAGACGUUCCUGACACUGUCGCUAGCCGAUGUGGCCAGUCGUGUGCAGCUAUCCGGACCGGCCGAGGCGGAAAAGUACAUCCUGAAUAUGAUAAAAUCAGGCGAAAUCUUUGCCUCCAUCAAUCAGAAGGACGGCAUGGUAGUGUUCAAAGACGAUCCGGAAAAGUACGACAGUCCGGACAUGUUCAACAAGGUACAGCACGAAAUCAGUCGCGUGAUGGACUUGAACAAGCAGAUUCUCAAAAUGGAAGAGGACAUUAUGCUCAAUCCAGUGUACAUUAAAAAAUCUAUGGGAAAUCAAGACGACGACAUCCUCGGCGGUCAGCAUUCAAAAUCGUUUUCUGGUGAUCCCACCGAAUAAUGUAACCAGCGGGUGGACUCGACCCAAUCGACUGACAACACCGGAAGCUAGCAGUAGUUGUGUAGCAAUAAAAAAAAUACAAAAGGAAUGUGAGAAUACUAAAUAAUACAAUAGCCGCCGGCGCCGCCGCAGUGGAGAAAACAAGGAAACAAGAAUGCGACUCUGACAGUCCUGCAGCAGACCUAGAAUUUACCAGCAGCAGUCAAGCAAACAAAAAAAACACUUACACACACACAACAAAUCACACACAGUAAACAAAAAAAAAACAUCGGCGUAGAUAAUUCCGAACAAAAACUAACAUUGUUGUUAAUGUGAUUCAAAGUUAUUGCGACAAGCUUGAAGCCCAGCCCCAGUUGAAUGACACAUUUACAACAAACAGAAUAUAGGCGAUAAUAGCAUGAAAGCAUAAUAGAAUCUGCACCGAUCUGUUCGGAAUCGAGCAAAACAGUCCCAUAAGAAGGAACAAAAAAAAACUUCACAUGGGACUAGUUUGCCUUCCGCACAGAGCCCCCGUACAACCUCACAAAUGGGUUCUGCAUCCGCGCGAAGAGAUGAGCUUCGAAGCGAAAAGUAAUACGAUAAACAAAAGCUUUGUUACAAAAUAAUUAAAACAAAAGAAGAAAAAAAACACGUGAGAAUAUUAAAUCCAGUUUUUUGUUUUAAAUUUCAAACGUCAACAGAGGAAUGAUUCAACUUACAAACAAACAUAUUGUAGGAGGAAACCCUUGACGGGUUUCAAACGAAACGUGCUGUUAAUUUGCUUGCUUUGAGGAACGAACGAAGGAAGAAACGUCAGUGACAGAGUGCGAGCGGGAAACUUGCAAAGGAUAACGCGUGUUUGUUGUGUUUAGAAAGAUAGAGAAGAAAUGUGUGGAAAACUGAGUGCAAGUAGCCAACGAAGGAGAUUUUGUGGAAGAAUUCUCUCAAUAAAAAUUAUUGCAGAAAUA
Malaya genurostris is the source of this 2669-nucleotide messenger RNA. It is a transcript of the gene CSN3, whose product is annotated as COP9 signalosome complex subunit 3. The transcript has 7 exons. Lineage: Eukaryota; Metazoa; Arthropoda; Insecta; Diptera; Culicidae. Gene Ontology annotation, biological process: ubiquitin-dependent protein catabolic process. The record is from RefSeq and is a predicted model, not a curated record. Bases 421 to 1722 code for a protein of 433 amino acids. Gene Ontology annotation, cellular component: COP9 signalosome.